Messenger RNA from Myxocyprinus asiaticus (Chinese sucker), 8225 nucleotides. Its product is annotated as ubiquitin carboxyl-terminal hydrolase 43-like. The record is from RefSeq and is a predicted model, not a curated record. Gene Ontology annotation, biological process: protein deubiquitination. NCBI's taxonomy places the organism in Eukaryota, Metazoa, Chordata, Actinopteri, Cypriniformes, Catostomidae. The transcript is spliced from 15 exons. Gene Ontology annotation, molecular function: cysteine-type deubiquitinase activity. The coding region runs from base 122 to 3703 and encodes 1193 amino acids.
CCGUGCGCCGAACUGCGCGUGAAACCACUAUCAUCCACAAUGACCGCAGCAUGUCGUCGCAGGAUCAACACUAUAUAUGCUUGAAGACACAGAGGUCCUGAGGGGAAAUUAACAAGCAAUUAUGGAUAAACGCGACAAGACGGCGAAAGAAGAAUCAGGGAAGUCAACUAAACGCAAGGAUAAAAUCACAGGGAAGCUGUUUCGGAGGAAAUCGUUGAAAUCCGUGGAAAGUUUGGUGACUAGGAUUAUGAAAAGUUUCGGAAGCUGGGCUGGCGGUGGAGAAACAACUGAACGCUCGGAGGCUGACGAAGACGAUGGUGGGUUUGGAGAGAGCGCACCUUGCACUGGAAACUCUGGACAUCUGAAAAAAGAGGAAGGUGGCCAGGGGAUGAAAAGUUCAUCGCUUCCCACCGGACAGUCUUCGCUAUACGGCGAUAAAACGCCAGGCGUGAUAGGUUUGAAGAACCACGGGAACACCUGCUUCAUGAACGCCGUUGUGCAAUGCUUGAGCAACACGGAUUUGCUCGCUGAAUACCUGGGCUUGGAGAGAUUUAAACAGGAUCUGUGUCAUAUAAACGGGUUUGUGAGGAGUGGGAACGUACAGCACGAGAAGGGAGAAGUAACGGAACAGCUCGCGUCCCUUGUUAGAGCGCUUUGGACUUUUCAAUACACGCCUCAACUCUCGGCGGAUUUUAAGAUGACUGUGUCUAAAUAUGGAGCACAGUUCCAGGGGAACUCCCAGCAUGAUGCUCUGGAAUUCCUGCUUUGGCUGUUGGACCGCCUGCAUGAGGACGUCAACUUGUCCUCCACCUUCCCCAGUGGGAAUAACAAAAGCAAAUCCAGUGGAAAGAUUCAAGAAGGAGGUGAAGAGAAGCUUGAUGGUCUGACCCCACCAAAUAUGCAGCCUGGUGUACGCCACAGCUUCGUACAAGAGCAUUUCCAAGCGCAAUACAAGUCAUCUCUGACGUGUCCUCAUUGUCUUAAGCAGAGCAAUACAUUUGAUCCUUUUCUGUGUAUAUCUCUCCCUAUUCCUUUAAGACAGACAAGACCCGUCUGUGUGACUCUGGUGUUUAGUAAUAAAGGGCAGCGGUAUCUGCGAGUGGGGCUCACUGUGCCUCUCUUCGGAUCUUUGGCAUGUUUGCGCAGGAUGGUGGCAGAUGAGGGCAAGAUCUCUCCAGAUCAGGUGAUAUUGACUGAGAUCUACACAACAGGCUUCCAGCGUUCUUUCUUUGAUGAUGAUGACUUGACCAGCAUAGCAGAGAGUGACAUCAUUUAUGCCUUCCAAGCUCCGCCCCUUUACAUCAGGGGUGGAUCUGCACGAAUCUCAGGGUUCCACCACAGUCUUCCGUCCUCCCCGUAUGCCUCGUCCUGUGGGCCGGAGAGUCAGAGACUGGCUGUGUCUGGAGCGUUGUCCUCUGAGUUCCUCAACCAGGCUGAUGGGAUGCUAAAGAUCUUGCUGCUGGUUUGUAAUACAGCCGGAGUGGGACAGCAGGCAGUGAGAUUUGGCCCUCCAUUUCUGAUGAGAGAUGACAGAUCAGUGUCCUGGGACCAAUUACAGCAGAGCAUCCUCAAUAAACUCUACUAUCUAAUGAUCAAUGGGUCACAAGCACAGAACUUCAGGGUGUUGUUCAAGAUUCGUGUUGUGGGGGGAUCUCCAUCAUAUAGCUACUUAAAUCCACAAGAUCGACGACCACUUUAUCACCCUGCAGUGGACAGGGCAUUAAAGCUGUGCAGCGCAGGUGGACCUCCACAUGUGAAGCUCGUUGUUGAAUGGGAGCACAGAAUCAAAGACUGUCUGUUUGGUAAUAUACAGGAGGAGGUGGUGAAGGACUCAGAGAGUGUUCGUACUCAACAGCAACACCACGUUCAACAGCAAAGCUGCACACUGGACGAGUGCUUUGAGCUUUACACCAAAGAAGAACAACUGGCCCCUGAUGAUGCAUGGAAAUGCCCUCACUGUAAGCAGCUACAGCAGGGUAUGGUGCAGAUGAGUCUGUGGACGCUCCCCGACAUCCUCAUCCUCCACCUCAAACGUUUCCGACAGGUAGGAGACCGCCGCAACAAGCUCUCCACACUGGUCCACUUCCCCCUUACGGGUCUCGAUAUGAGCCGCCAUGUGGUCAAGAGGAGCAACUGCGCCCGACUGCCACCUGGCUCGAAACAUCAAGCCCACAACAGGCUUGACAGCAGCAGAAAUUCACCAGACUUCCUGUACGACCUGUAUGCUGUGUGUAACCAUCAUGGAGGCAUGCAUGGGGGCCAUUACACAGCAUACUGCAGGAAUUCAAUGGAUGGACAGUGGUACGCCUAUGAUGACAGCAGUGUUGAGCUAGUACCCGAGGGGGAAGUGUGCACACGUGGUGCUUAUAUCCUGUUUUACCAGAGACGUGACGCAAUUCCAUCCUGGUCAGCUAGCUGUUCCCUACGAGGCUCCACCAGCUCCUCUGCAUCAGAUCACUGGCUUUUCCGACUGACUGCGGACAACCACAUUUCCAGUCCUUCUAGCAAGCUGUCCAACACAUCUUCAGUUCCUGAACCCCAAACCCCACACAUUCCUGUUAUCCAUGAGCCCCCUAAAGAAGACAUUGAUGGAAUUGAGCCAAAGCGAUUUGUAAGGGGUAGUCGGGGCCACAGUAUGAGUAUGCGUUACAACUCCAAAUCCAAGGCAGGCCCAGGUAAAGUUCUUCCACUACGCUGGUCAUUUGGUUCCAAGGAUCGUCGAAAACCCUCAACUGUAGCACCACAAACUGGAACUGACGAGCUGGUGGAGUACCUUGAGUCUGGCCGACGGCCUCGUUGUACCAAGGAGCCCAUAGUUAGCAUUGUAGCAAGUCCUUCACAGGUUGAAGCUCAGCUUGGUGAAGAUGAUUCUCUUAGCUCCCCAAGUGGUUGUAGCAGUCUCAACGGUGUGGAGAGAAGGAGCUAUCAAGGUCCAGAUUCGCCCCGAUUACCCGAAGGCCAGAGCAGACUAGCGCUGGAUCUUCACAGCAUUCAUUCUAAUGGCAAUGCAAGAACUGAUGGCACAGUGGCCAAGAACAGUUCGAAAACAACCAGGCAGGAGCAAGCAGAAAGGACUCAGGACAGAAAGUCUCUUCGAGGUUCCCCUACUGGGUUACACAAUGGGACUAGAUCAGCAAUUAAUGGUGCCUCUCAUUCCAGAGAAACUACAUUAAAAAGACUCCGAAGCCAACCAGAUGCAACUAACAGGAAUCUUGGUCAAACACAGGUGGUCACUGGGUCCAAAGCUGAGGAACGUAGGACUAAAGAUGGCAUCCUUUCCGUCAACUCUGGCCCUACACAUACAAUUGCCCAAUUCCAGGAUGGGAGGUCUAAGGAGGUGGGGCAUGGGAAAUCUCUUUCCAAUAAGAGCUUGGCCAAAUCAUCUCAAUCCAAUGGCACUCUAAAUGGUAAGGGUGUUGAAGUGAGGAAAACCAGUUAUACCCACAGGAUCACCAAUAAACCAAGAGAAAUCCAGAUUUCUUCAAACUCAGCUGAUAUAAAACGUGCCCACAGCUCAUCCAAUAUUCAAAGCAAGCUAGAUAUGACUUUGAAGAGGACAUUGUCUCUCCAAAGAAACGGUCCGCUGGUGACAACCCAUAAGGGACUUGCGGUAGAUAAAAUCUCCUAUGCAACGCUACAGAGAAUUAGAUAUAGCAGCACUUCACUUGGCAGACAGAGACCUGUUCCUGAGUCCUGCUUCUGACAUGUUUCAUAUUCACUGUGGAAAAGAGUGGUUUUUAUAUAUUUUGUUUGUAUGUAGGCAUCUGGCAUAACAUAGUCUCCCCUACAAACUCUGGGGGGAAUUUAGUAAGAAAGAAUUGCACCCACUGAUACUGUAACAACAUUUAUGUAUUUUGGCAGACACUUUUAUCCAAAGUGACUUACAGUGCAUUUAAGGCAUAAAUGUUUUCAGUUUGUUUGUUCCCUGGGAAUCUAACCCAUGAUCUUGCCGUUGCUAGCGCCAUGCUCUACCAGUUGAGCGACAGUAACCCAUUCAUAGAAAUUCAAGUGUAAUACCUGCCGGGUGGGGAUCGAACCUCCAACCUUUAGAACUAUAGUCCAGAUCUUGACACUAUGUAGUAAGAAAAUUAGUUAUUAGUAUACUAAUGAAUGUUUCCAUGCACUGUCUGCAUUGUUUGAGCACCCAAUUGACUAAAGGAAUUAGGCAAAUCAGCUAACGACGCGAAUACGGCCAUAAAAUUAGCACUGAUCACAAUUUGCGCUGGGGAGAUGCACCCAAUUAAACAAAUAAGGUGAAAUUAGUGCUGAUUGCAAAUUGUGCGGGGGGCAAUAACAGUGAACAUAUGUGCAUAGACAAUGGCUGAAAGACAGCGAGUGGUCAAAUUUCAUAAUGGGAACUCAAUGUUUUUCCACAGAAACUUAGAAUAUAUUCCAAUUCGCCUGGCUACAAUUACUGCUACCAUGAUCGCAAGAAAAUGUACACAAACAUCCCUUUUAACCACCUAGCAUUUUGUGGGCUGUAAUGGCAUAAUGUGAAUUGUGUCAAGCAAAUAGGGGUGUUGUUUGUGUAUCUGGUAUAUUCUAAAAUUAGCCUUAUUUGCAUAGAAAUUAGGCAUGUUUGCCCAGAAAAAAUGACAAUAGCUUAAUUUAAAUGUUCAUGUUGUAGCGCUAUGGCACCAAAAUAGUGCCUUGUUAUGAAGGACUGUGGAAGGUUUGUAAAUAAAAUGCUGGUUUUUGUGCUAAAAUACAAGGUACUACAGUGGCACAACUGUUUAAUGCAACCUGGUCUCAUAGAAUUGCGUUAAUAUACCUACAGUACCUUUUUUUUUUUUUUUUUUUUGACUCGUUACGCGGCCAUGAUAUUAGAACACUUUUACAGUAGUACAUGACUUGUAAUGCGAUACAUUUUAACUAGGGCUUUCAAUUGAUUAAGAUUUUAAUCAAAUUAUUUACAUGGUAUGCUGAUUAAUUAAUCUAAUUAAUUGCAUAUCUAAAUAUUUGCUGAAAAAUCCCUCAAAAAACAAUAAUUCAAUAUAUAUUGAUUUAGUAAUUAGAAAUAGUUAUAUUUAAAUAAUAAUAAAUAAAAUAUAUUAUACAAAAUAAUAAUUCAGAUAAUUAAAAUGAAUGACAUUAAAGCAUUGAUUAUUUCCAUUAUUAUUGAACAUUCAUUGGCUUACAGUUCACAGCAAUCCAUUUUUCAAUUGUAUUCAUAAAUCAGUCCAAGAUAGAUUUAUUAGAAAGGAUUAUCUAAGGACAUGUCAAUGUACACCUGCAUCAGACAGACGCUUUUGGAACGUCUCACUUUGGUUCCGUUGCUUCAUAAACAUACCAUUUUUAGGUCGCUGUGUCACGUUUAACGUAAUUUGAAACUUAGAAAAACACGUCUUGAGAUCCCUGCGUUUGGAUUUGCGCUCCAUCAAGCUGUGUUUGAAUGCAAGAAUGCAUCUUGUGCUGUCUGCUGUCCAUAAGUGUGGUUUGUUGUUCUCUGUAUAAGCUGCGUGCUGCAUAUACAACUGGAGUUUCGCUUACUGCCCCCUGGAGAAAACAGGAGGUACUUCAAGCUUGAAUUGCUCCGUUGGAAUAUUACUUAUUACGGUCCGGGGACAUUAUUGUGAUAAUUUUUUAAUAUAUAUAUAUAUAUAAUUAAUUGCACUGAAUUAGCAUGUUAAAAUCGACAACCCUAAUUUUAUCAUUUGCGUUACAUAACCAACUACAUUUACAAGCUUGUACUAGUUUGGUCAAAUUGCGUGGUAGCUCAAGAAAAGUACGAGUCCUGAAGAGCAUGUGAGCCGAAAGUGUCAUAGAAAACGUGGCUGCUUCAGCAAUUGCGUUUUUCAUCUCAAAUUUGCUUUUAUGAAACUAUCGGUAAGGUUUAGGUUUAAGGUUUACGGUAGGGAGGUCGGUUUUGUUGAUUUAAACUCAAUAGAGCAUUAACCGUAAAACCUUGUUUGUUUGAGAUAAAUUUUACCCGCUUUUAGCUCUACACGGUGGACAUUUCACCUCAGAACUGCUGCGAUACGUGUAAUGAACUAUGUAAUAUAAUUUACAAAAAUGUCGCCACAGUCACGUAAUUUUUAUGAGAUCAGACUGGUUAAAUGAAUUCGCCCCUCUUUCUUCCUGUUAUAACAGAGGGCCUCACUCUACUUGUGGUUUUAACAAUAUAUAACUUGCAUAUCUCAAAGACUGGUUUGAGGAAAAAACAGCUUAAACCAGCCUAAGCUGGUCUUUCAGCCUGACCAGCUGUGCCUUAAACCCCUCUAAAUUAAAACAGACCACCCUAACCACUUUAGGCUGAUGUAAGCUAUUUUCUUUCAGCAGGGUCACAUGUGCAGUAUUACACUUGGAAGGAGUUGGUAAGUGGAAUAAUUACCCAAUUAACAUUAUAACUAAUAAUACUGUAGGAUCCACGACAGUUUUGCCAAAAGAGUCAAACUACUCUGUCUGAUGACACAAAAUGGAAGUCUGCUUUAUGCAUUUAGUAGAACUGCCAUGUAUAUUUAUCCAAGUGCCUUUUUGCAAUUAUCUCAAGAGAGUAACAAUCUAACAUUGGAACAGAGUGUCUGGUUUUACUGAAUAUACAUGUCUGAAUAUACAUGGGCCCAUCUCUCCACAGUUAUAAUAAAUCCAUUCGGUAUAGACACAGGUCAACAACACAAACCUACACAAACUCACAGGGAUGCAAUAAUUUAAGUCACUCUCCACAAUAUCCCAAAUGGCACAUAUAAAAUGCAUUAAACAUUUCACAUCACUGUGCACUUGAUUCACUUUUUUUUUUUUUUUACGAAACGAAUGGGCUAUGCAAGCACAAUCAGACAUGGUGCAUGUAUAUAUCCUGCCCUUCUGUUAUUAUUAUUAUCAUCAGUGUGUUUAAGCAGUAGCUGGAAAGUGAGCACUAAUGUACCUUGAAACCUCUAAAUUGCUCAAAUCAGCAUGCUGAUUCUGCAAAGUAGCAAUAGCCGCAAUACAUUUCAAAUAAAUACUUGUAUUGUGAUUGGUAUCAUUACUGCAUUUUGCUUAAACCUUUAUAUGUGUACAUUUAGGGAAAUGAACAGAGAAUGGAAAUGCAAUGAGUCAUAAAAAGGGGACAAUAUAUUAAAGCUGAUAUAAUAUGUAAUUUUUUUCAUGUUAAAAUUCUUUCUUGUCCCAGCUUAAUAUACAGAGUUUAACUGGGUUUAUCUAUUCAUUUUGUAUAUUUGAAUGUGAGUACUACUCAUCAAAGUUGCUGUUAUAGAUGUCACUGCCAUGUGCCAGGGGGUCUAAUUACCAAACAAGCUUCAUGUAAUCUUACUUAACUCUAUUAUACCACUUACGCAUUAAGUAAUUCAUUAAAUGAUAAUCAGAAUGCUCUUUCCCAACCUUUUCCUGUGCAGUCCCUAAGUGAAGGGACCUCUCAUAUACCUACUCAAUUUAAAUAUGACAAUGCUGUGGACCUGAAAUUGGAGUCUCUUUGUUAUUGCUAAUGUGCAAAAAACAUGUAGAGCUGUGGUUAUGUAAUACUUAAAAAUCAGUGUGUUAUGACUUAAGGUUGUUGGAUUGAAUUAUUACUGGGUACAUUUAUACAAAAAGACCCAAAGAAAGAUAUAAAAAAAAAAAAAAAAAUUCCUUUUGCUUCGAAGGGAUAAAAGUUUUAUAUGCAAACGUUUUUAAACAGCACAGUCUAAUGAAUGUACACUGGCUGUAUUAUUAUUGCUUAUGAGGGAGCAAGUUAAUACGAACUUCAAAAUUGUGUGUUUUAUAUAAUACAUUGCAACUGGAGUUAUUUUUAGUGUAGGAAAUUAAACACUUUGUCACAACUUCUAAAAAGCACUUUUUUAAAGAUUUGUGUGGGCUGUUUGUUCCGCUCUAAAAACAAAACAAAAACCCAGACGGAUUAGAAUCUUAUACAUUAAAAAAUUUCCUUGACUCUGAGAUUAUCAUUUUAAUAAUUCAUGCUUUGAAAUGAAGCAGUGCAUUCUGGAUGUCAAUAGCAACAUACAGUAUGCUGUUACAUGGCAUUGCCUGAUAUAUCUACCAACCUGCUUAUUGUUACAGCGAUAAAAGCUUUAUAAAGAUACAAAUAAAACAUUGUGGCCCUAUAUUGUGUCUGUUCUGCAUGAAAAGUUAUAAUACCAAUAAUUAUUAUUAUUAUUAUUUAAAAUAAUAAUAUAAACAAAAUAAUCAAAAUUAUAAUAUAAAAAAUAGUAUAUAAUAAUAAAGUUGUAUUUGUUAUAUUUUGGGUUCAAUUGACAGCAUUUUUGCAUAAUGUUGAUUACCACAAAAAAUAA